Molecule: messenger RNA, 1733 nt
Organism: Bipolaris sorokiniana ND90Pr
Lineage: Eukaryota; Fungi; Ascomycota; Dothideomycetes; Pleosporales; Pleosporaceae
Exons: 3
Coding region: 286-1461 (391 amino acids)
Biological process (GO): cellular response to L-arginine; regulation of intracellular signal transduction
Cellular component (GO): cytosol
Source: RefSeq, a predicted model, not a curated record
CAAAAACGACACUUCGCACUGGCCCAUAGGACAAGAACACAUCAACCGAUAGUCUGGUCACCUCCCCCCGCAUCUCCCCUUCCUUCUCGUGAUAGCGUCGGAAUAAAAAAGUACCCCCUUGCUUUUUCCCACGCUCCUCAAACGCUUGCCCCAUUGUGCUAGCAGCCUGUUUGGUCUAUACGACUUACCAAAUCGGAAAACUGCUGCAGGUGGGCACCCUGCCACCACGCGAUCCAUCACCACCAUCGCAGUCUUACUAUUCUUAUCUUGCCGUUGGCCUGCGUAAUGGAGUCUUCUUUAAUCCUUCUAUCUGCCAAUAUCCGCAUUUUGGAUACAGAGCUUGCUCUGAUACACAUUCCAUUGCGCCUGUACCAUACCUUUCUUCAGUCCAUCCUCCAGCUAGUGUUGCCUAAUGCAACUCGCGAUGGCUUUGACAGUAGCUCGGGUGCUGUACAGCCUUUGAACAGCUGGCCCUUCGAGCAUCCUUUCGUAAACAUUUCAAUCACCCCGGUCGAGUGUUCUAUUGUGUGCUCGAGGGCGCUUGCCAAUGAACUGUUCGUACCUGUCCUUGCUCUUCUCGAUGCCGAGUCCCGAGAAUCUGUAAACAUUACUCAAGACGACUUUGUCGUCAUGCAAGUCGACGGCGAAGGACUGGAUGCUGGCCAACGUGUCCUCGAACUGACGAGUCCUCUUGCCCUUGCGGGCAUACCCAUCUUCUUCAUCACAACCUACUUCUCCGACUACAUUCUCGUGCCCCUUCGACACCGCUCCCAAGUCGUACAAGCACUCGAAGAGCGCGGGUUUCAAUUUGAAAAAGACACUUUGUCGUACGUCAACUCCUUCCAACCUGGUCGCAAGCAUUCGGCCGCUUCUUUGGAAGUCCAACCCCCAAGGAGCCCGCCCCCAACUACCAUCUCCGAACUGCAAACAAAGACUUUUGCUACCCUAAAGCGCCGCAACAUCGUGCCGACGGUAGACUCUAGCAUCCGCCUAGUGCAGUGCGCGGGCCGUCGAGAUGGCAUGAACCAAGCGCGCAACCGCAACAGCAGGACCACUGUUGCCGAUGACGCACUCCAUCUUGGCCUCGUAAAAUGUCUCAUUACACAGCCUUGUCCGAAAUUUUUAUCCCUCACGCUAACUGACACCGAAUCCGCCGCUCUGCUCGUGGAUCACACGCUACUACCGCACUUUGCUCAAGAUACUUUGCUGGGCUCGAGGGACGAGUUCCUUACCCCUAUUACACUUGAUCUGAGGGAAUUGCCCAUGGAGAGUACGGGUAUCGUGUGCGGCGUGGCGGGUCGGCUGGUGGGCGAGACGACGAGUCAACUGCAGGAUCCUGUUGAAAUGAGCUAUUUAAGCACAGCGCGGGCAGGUACAGUCAUGGUUGCAGAGGAAGAAUUGCAACGGGCGCUAGGUGCUUUGCGAGGUGCAGAAAACGGUGUGGCAGCUGCGAAUGAGUAAUGGAUUGGACAGAGCCGUGCUCAUGUGGAGCGAUUGGUACUUUAUGAUUGUACGCAUUAUUGUAGCCUGGGUGGAGUUUUUCUUGGAUGCGCAUGCAUUGGCUGACUGGCCGCAAAAAUGGUGUGGGGUUGUUCUCUUUUUCUGCAUCUACUCUCGGUAGCAAGUCGACAUGAUGGUGGGAGUGUUUUUUAUGUUUUGUUUCUCUCUUCAUUUAUCACAAUCCAACGGUAAUGUACUGAUUCCAAGUUCUCUGCUUACCGUCUUCGAGAUGC